Messenger RNA from Phycomyces blakesleeanus NRRL 1555(-), 789 nucleotides. RefSeq lists its product as hypothetical. The coding region runs from base 1 to 789 and encodes 262 amino acids. NCBI's taxonomy places the organism in Eukaryota, Fungi, Mucoromycota, Mucoromycetes, Mucorales, Phycomycetaceae. The transcript has 2 exons. The record is from RefSeq and is a predicted model, not a curated record.
AUGCUGGUUCAUUUCUUGGUAGAGAUUUCAAGUCAAUAUGAGACAUAUAUCAGUGAAGUAGACUCUGCCGUUAGAAGUCUAAUUGAAGCCCUACACAAAUACGACACUAACUGUAAACAUAAAAAACAUGCAUUCUAUACGUCCAAGCCAAAAGUCCAUCUGUUGACCUAUCUACCUGAAGAUUUACAAAGAUUCGGGCCUGCUCUUAACUACAAGACCAAAAAGGGAGAGCAGUUCAACAAGCACAUUUGUGAACACUUGUUUCAUACAAACCGUAUGAACACAUCGAAAGAUAUAUGUCUCAAAUUUGGUAAACAAUAUAUGACAAGACAUAUUAUUGAUGGUGGUUCAUGGAUAGGCAAGAAUGGUUUAAGGGAAACCCGUGGAAAAGCUAUUGCAGAAUACAUGCAACAAAACUCUGAUGGGAAAUUCCAUGAAACUUUGCUCGGUGGGUCCAGAGAAUUUGCAGACAACAACGGUACAGGUUUGACCCCUGGAAGGAUAUUAAAAGACAAUACAUUUGCUCUAUUUAGACAAAGCAAUGGACAUAUCAUCAUUGGAAUGGUGCUUCUUUCUAAAGUAUACCAUUUGUAUAUCGAAUAUCCAUCCACACAUGCUGUUAACAACAAUUAUUGUCUAGCACUCAAAUAUGCUGAUGAUAUAUACACGCCACUAGAUGAAUUGAAGGUUGUUUGUCUAUUAGACAUGCAUCUGAAAGUUGGCUGUAAAUAUGUUGUUAACCUCAACAAAUUUGGUUCAUACUGGUCCUUCCUUUAUCCCUUUUAUUAA